AUGUAUUUGAGUACGGCCACUGAAAUAUGGCAAGAUCUUGAGGAAAGGUUUUCACAAAUCUCAGGACCUCAAUUUUAUUCUUUACAGCAAAAUCUGAGUGAAAUCUCUCAAGGAUCUUCUUCCAUAAUUGAUUAUUUCACUCAGAUUAAAGGAAUCUGGGAUGAGCUUAGUGCAAUUAGGCCUCUGCCUACUUGUACUUGUAAUGGAUGCAAGUGUAAUCUCACACAGAAGUUCAUGGAACAGCAAGAUGAGGACAAGCUUAUACAAAUGUUAAUGAAGUUGGAUAAUCAGUAUGCCAAUGCCAGGUCAAAUAUCUUGAUGAUGCAGCCUUUACCUAAGCUAUCUUUGGCUUACAGGUUAUUAUUGGUUCAAGAUGAGAAACAAAGACAGACUUCAUCAAAUCCUUCAGCAGGUCAGGUGUAUGCUUACAAUGUCUCAGAGAGUACUAGAGAUCAAUCUGGUGAAAGCACUUCAACAAGCUAG
Molecule: messenger RNA, 483 nt
Organism: Beta vulgaris subsp. vulgaris (sugar beet)
Lineage: Eukaryota; Viridiplantae; Streptophyta; Magnoliopsida; Caryophyllales; Amaranthaceae
Exons: 1
Coding region: 1-483 (160 amino acids)
Source: RefSeq, a predicted model, not a curated record